Molecule: messenger RNA, 2851 nt
Organism: Erpetoichthys calabaricus (reedfish)
Lineage: Eukaryota; Metazoa; Chordata; Cladistia; Polypteriformes; Polypteridae
Gene: nr2e1
Product: nuclear receptor subfamily 2, group E, member 1
Exons: 9
Coding region: 625-1785 (386 amino acids)
Biological process (GO): anatomical structure development; cell differentiation; negative regulation of transcription by RNA polymerase II
Molecular function (GO): RNA polymerase II cis-regulatory region sequence-specific DNA binding; nuclear receptor activity; zinc ion binding
Source: RefSeq, a predicted model, not a curated record
GGAGUUAAGGGAAAAGAGCGGAGAGAAGCUAAGUGGGCAAGGAAGUUCAACACUCCUCCCCUGUGCACCCUCAAUUAUUCCCAUAAAUAUUAGUAAGCUUUAAGCCGAGAACUCGCAGCACAAAGUCACGAAGGCUGUGGCACUUAGACGUCCUUCUUUUUAUCCCUUUAACUCAGGCAUCCGCAGACCGUUGGCAAACCUCACCAGUUCCAGCUUGCACUUUUCCCCCUCAGUUUACAGAGGUGCUGCUGUUACGUGUCACCCACCGAAGGCUGUGCAUUUUCAAUACUUCACCACAAGUGACCUGCACCCCCUCUCCCUCUCCCUCUCUCUUCUGUUGCUUUAUAUUUCGACAUGCAUGCAUCUCGCUGCGGUGCAAAGGACUGGAAUUUCUGGUUUGAUUUUUGAAGAAAGAAAGAAAGAAAGAAAGAAAGAAAGAAAGAAAGAAAGAAAGAAAGAAAGAAAGAAAGACCGAUCCUAGCUCUGACAGCGACUUAAGGAUUGCUAUCGGCGGCUCAUCGACUGUGGUGUGGGGAGCAAUUGUCACUUCAGCACAAAGACGGAGGGAAUUUUUUUGAAGCAAAGACAAGAAUUUAAAACACCUUCAACGACAGGGACUCCGCGAUGAGCAAACCUGCAGGGUCAACAAGUCGCAUUUUGGAUAUCCCAUGCAAAGUGUGCGGGGAUCGCAGCUCUGGGAAACAUUAUGGGGUGUACGCAUGUGAUGGCUGUUCUGGAUUUUUUAAAAGAAGCAUUCGAAGAAAUAGAACAUAUGUUUGUAAAUCGGGAAAUCAGGGAGGUUGUCCUGUUGAUAAAACGCACAGAAAUCAGUGUCGAGCCUGUAGGUUGAAAAAGUGUCUGGAAGUGAAUAUGAACAAAGAUGCCGUCCAGCAUGAACGAGGACCCAGGACAUCCACAAUAAGAAAACAAGUGGCUCUCUAUUUUAGAGGACACAAGGAGGUGAACGGAACGACGCCACACUUUCCCGCAGGCGCCAUUCCCGGUCCUGCCUUCUUCACCGCAGUCACGCAGCUGGAAGCGCACAGUUUGGAGCUCUCUGCAGUGGCUGGCACGCCGGAGAGGCAAGCCAUCGUGGGUCUGGCUCAACCCACUCCAAAGUAUCCUCACGAAGUGAACGGAACCCCGAUGUACCUCUACGAAGUGGCCACUGAAUCCGUCUGCGAGUCUGCUGCAAGGCUGCUAUUUAUGAGCAUCAAGUGGGCAAAAAGCGUACCGGCCUUCUCUACUCUGCCCCUGCAGGACCAGCUAAUUCUGUUAGAAGACGCCUGGAGGGAGCUGUUCGUUUUAGGCAUUGCACAAUGGGCCAUUCCUGUAGAUUCGAGUACUCUGUUGGCGGUUUCUGGUUUAAAUUCAGAGAACACAGACACCCAGAGGCUAAACAAAAUCAUCUCGGAAAUUCAAGCGCUUCAAGAGGUAGUUGCACGCUUCAGACAACUCCGACUCGACGCUACUGAGUUCGCAUGUCUCAAGUGUAUAGUAACAUUCAAAGCUGUGCCUUGCACUCACAGCGGGUCUGAGCUAAGAAGUUUUCGCAAUGCGGCGGCCAUUGCCUCGCUACAGGACGAAGCCCAGCUUACUCUCAACAGUUACAUACACACCAGAUACCCAACUCAGCCAUGCAGAUUUGGAAAACUCUUGCUACUUCUGCCAGCGUUAAGAUCGGUGAGUCCAUCCACGAUCGAAGAAGUGUUUUUUAAGAAGACGAUAGGCAACGUGCCCAUCACUCGGCUUCUUUCUGACAUGUACAAAUCCAGUGACAUCUGAGAGGCCAACGCUUCAUGUGAACUCUUCUCAAAGACUGAACGUCGAAAGGAAAGCAGGGAUUUAAUAUUGUCUAUUCUAAAGGACAUUUGUCAUUCUAUGCUGUCAGAAAUGUCGGUAAAGGAAAGUAAAUGGUUUAAGAGUACAUGAAAACUCUUCUGCUCGUAAUAUCCAAGAAAAAAAGGAGUUUACAUUUCAGUAAGGCUUUCUAUUACUCGCGCCUGGAAUUCCGUUUUAAUUAGUCUGAAAAACACUAUUGAUAAAGGAGUCAGCGACGAAACCGAUCUGGUUCAAUUUUAGAAAUAUGGAAAGUCUUUUCUUUUUUGUACUCAGCAGUACCUUUUUAGCACUGUCUUUAUCCUCGCCAAAUGUAAAUGCAUCAUAUCAGUUAUUUUCGUUGAAUGACAAGACAACCUGCCACGUAAAAUAACAGCGUUCUGAGCAUUACAUCCAGCCUAAACAUGCUCCACAAAUAAGAUCUGUUGCCGACUGAUAUGCGUGGACGUUAAUGUAAUGCUAUUUGCUUUACGCGCACUUAACUGCUAUUUACAAUACGUAUAAGCUUUAUGUUUAUCUGCGUUUGCUGAGCGCAAGUCAACUUUACACAGCAGAGGAAGCCAAAUACACAGAAAAACAGACGCAGUCCGGUCGCUGUCCCCGACGUCAGUGCUGAAAUUGAAAUCGCUCCGAAAAGCAACACAGAUCACCUGAAGGGAAAGAAAUCAAUGCGUUGGAGCAGCAUUUCGAGGCAAUUUCAAUGGAGUGGACAGAAGAAAAAGUUGUACAGCUCUUAGUGCCUUCGAUCAGUGCUUGACAGGUUCAGUCCUCAAUUUAAGACUGGGCCGCUUAAGCUGUUGUAAAUAAAUCAGUUUCAUUUAAUGCCAUCUUUGCGUUGUGGCGGCUUGAAAACGGUUGCUUUGUUUAAGUAAAUAUACUAGCACUGAGAAAUACAGCACUUGGGAUUUUAUAGGGUGUAUACUUUUUUUGUUGUAAAAAGUGAAGUAAUACCUGAUUGUGGAACUUGUUCUGAUCAACAUGUUUAGAAUAAAACGAUUUGAAUUGAAUUAAA